This is a messenger RNA of Clupea harengus (Atlantic herring), 1070 nucleotides long. RefSeq names its product heat shock protein family B (small) member 9 (gene hspb9). Gene Ontology annotation, biological process: response to heat; protein refolding. The record is from RefSeq and is a predicted model, not a curated record. NCBI's taxonomy places the organism in Eukaryota, Metazoa, Chordata, Actinopteri, Clupeiformes, Clupeidae. Gene Ontology annotation, cellular component: nucleus; cytoplasm.
UCUUACAAGCAGACAACCAAGAGCCCAGCAAGACCAGCGAGGAGACCCAAGGAACAUCAAAGCCUUCCUAUUGGAGAGCCACGACGAGACCAUUAAGACUGCAAAAAAACCCUGCAGUGAUUCUCUUGAAAAUAAUCAGCGAGCAAGACAUUAGGAGAGAAAAAAAAGACAAAGAUGGCACUGUCAACUUCUGAGAGCAUUUUCAAAGACGACCCCUUCUUCGACCAGGCCAGGUUUCUCUGGCCGACCAUGCAGCGCAGCCCUCUCAUGCAGCCCAGCAGACUCAUGCAGGAUGUGUCCAGCCAGAGGGAGGACUUCUUCAGCCGCCGGGCCCAGCUGGUGCAGGGCCUGCGGAGCGAGAUGAGAAGCAGCCUCCUGGGCGAGCUGUGCGAGGGCCUCCACGCCGACCUCUUCCAGGGCUUGGAGCGUCUGCACUCUUCCUCACCCUCAACCGCCUCUUCUUCUUCCUCCCCGACCUCUCCCUUGAAGGUGGUCGCCACCACGGUUCAGCCGAACAGCAGCCAGGACUCAGCGCUGACCAUCGACACCCAGGGUUUCUCGCCAGACGACAUCCGGGUGACGGUGUCGGGAAAUAAGCUGGAGGUCAUGGCGACCAAGCGGGCGGAGGCAGCCGAUUCCACCUCCAUGUCCAACACCACCUCGCGCUGCUCGGCCUCCGCCGCCUCCUCCAGGCAGCAGGGCUUCAUCCAGAGGGUGGAGCUGCCGGCGGGCGUAGACCCCUCCGAUGUCACCUGCUCACUGGGGGAAGACGGAAUGCUCCGCAUCGAGACCCACCCGAAGAAGAAGAAGAUGUUGGAGGAGGAGCAGGACAAGAAGGAGGUGGCAGCAGCCUCAGCAGAAGAAGAAACCGCGCCCGCCCGUUACAGAACCUCACUGGACUUUCCCAUCACCAAGAGCGCAGGCCCGGAGGUCAGCCUCAAGAUGUCCACCUAGACAACAGGAGGAGGAAUUGUUGCAAUGAUCUGAUGCUGAUUUAAAGUGAAUUGUUGUUUCCAUUCUUGUUUUUGUCUGGAUAUUUGUAUUUUGUAAUAAAUUAUUAUUGAAAUGUG